CCCUCUUUUACUUCCCUACAUAGAUCUUGAUCAGAAUGUUGGUUGUAAUUUUCUUUGUUUUUUUCUGAAGUAAUCGCCUUGGUUUAGGGUAAAGAAGUUGCUUCUGCUUUUGGUUCCUGUAAUAGAUUGUUCAGAAGUAGUUUUUGUGUGUGUGUUUAUUAAGAGAAUUGCAGAAAUUAAAACGAUAGGAAUUGUUUCUCUUUACCUUUAAAUAAUGUGACUUCCAAAACUUAUUUUCCUCUUCUUUACAUUGGAAAUCCUCUACAAUUGGGGUUACUGUGUGCCCGUUCUGUUUUAUCAUUUAACUGUAUAGAAAGUAACUUACUAAAAAAUUAAUCGUAAUAAGUUACUUUUUGACCUUCCAAGGAGUAAAGUUUUAUAAUGCUUCUCUUGUAGUGGCAAGUGAAGUUGUUUCAUAAUUUUCCUUUAAAAAAUUUAAUGGCCUUCAGUAAACAUAGGUGUAUGUAUGUAGUCUUAAGGUUUCUGUGAACUAUUAUUGGGGUGUCUUUUGCUAACUUUUUUACUUAUGUGAGACAAUUUAGGUAAGGAGAAAAGAAGUAAUAGUGAUUCAUAACAUCCAGAAUUUUGAACUCUACACUGAGAUAUAUAAAGGUUCAGUGCUUUGAGAGUCAUAUGGUAUUAUAAAUCUGGUUUGUUAUUUCUCAUUAAAUGCUAGUGGUAAACAUUUUAAAUGUUCUUUGUUUCAGAACAAGAGAAUAUAUGAGCCACCAGUUUUGCCACCAAAUAUGACUAAAUGCCUUUCAAAUAGUACCUUGUUUUGGAAUCAAAUUGCCAUGAUCUGAAUCUUGCUUCCUUAGUUCACAUUUUGAUACUAUAUGUGGUCCCUGAGUGGCUUUAUCAACAUCAUCUGGGAGCCUGUUAGAAAUGUAGAGUCUCAGGUUUCCCCAGGCCUAUUAAUCAGAACUGCGUUUAUCCCCAAGUGAUUCAUAUACAUGCCAAAGUUCAAACAACAUUGAGAACUUCUUUGUAUUCCCAUCUGUCUUGUUAAAUGUACAUAAGAAUUAUGAUCACUCAAUAAUAUAUUUAAGCAGUCAGAACAAUACUGGCAUGUAAUAAGAACCCAGGAAAUGUUGACUAUGGGUGGUAUUUUCUGAACAAACUCACAAACUCUUCACAUUGGUUGCUUUAGCUCCUCAUUUGGCUGCUGCUUCAGAAGUUAGCCCUGGCUUCAUCUUCCUCCCCAGAAUUCUACUACGUUUUCUCUUGUGCUUUGUAAACCUUUUAACGCUGUACUUUGUUCUUUCUCUUUUUUGCUGUGGGCUGUAUGGCAUUCUCUUCAGCAUGCUUUCUUUCUCUGCAGAGUCAUAAAACUGGAAGGGACUUUAGAGAUCAUCCUGUUCAAACAUUUUCUUUUGGUUUUGAGGAAACUGAGGCCCUAAGAAGUUAAGGUGUCAUGUUCCUGUGUUUGGAGUUUAUCCGUUACACAUCUUCAGCAGAGCUCCCAGGCAGAUUGAAAAGGCUGAAGCAGGAAAGAUUUAGUGUAGACAUUUUAAAUCUAAAGGAUGUGAUCAGUAUUCAGCUGGAAGAUACUACCAGUAGCAAAACUUUUUGCAGUCAGUCUUGUCUUUCAUCAUAUGAAGAAAAAAGAAAGCCAGUUGUUACCAUAUGUACUAAUAGUGUUCCAGCCAAGUGCAGCGUGUGUCAGAAGACUACUGCUAUUCAGUACGAAGUGAAAUACCAGAGUGUGAAUCAUAGUCUUUGCUGUAAUGCCUGUUUUUCAAAAUUUCACUCCGCUAACAACCUCAUCAUGAACUGUUGUGAGAAUUGUGGGGCUUACUGUUCCACUAGCUCUAAUAUGUUCCAUAUACUUCAAAUGGAAGGACAGUCUCAUUACUUUAAUAGUUCAAAGAGUAUUACAGCACAUAAGCAGAAACCAGCCAAAUCACUUCCAUCUGUUCUUUGCAAAUCAUUGAAGCCCACAGAUGAAAUGAUUGAGACUACCAAUGACUUGGGGAAGACAGAGCUUUUCUGCUCUAUUAAUUGUUUCUCUGCUUAUAGUAAAGCUAAGAUGGAAUCUUCUACAGUGGUAUACGAUACUUCAACGAAUCUCCCUUCUCCAAAGAAAGAUGCAACUCCAGUUAUAAGCAAUAUAGUGUCAUUGGCAGAUACUCAUGAUGCCCUGCCCAUUGUGAACUCUGAUGUAUUACAAGGUACAGUUUCUUCAGUAACAGCAAAUGUCAUUGAGGAUGUUUCACCCAGUGAAUCAAGUAAUAGUGUGCAACAGCCAAGCCUCUCACCACCGUCAUCUGUAGUCAGUCAGCAUACGGUUGCCUUAAAUACAGAAGAACAAAAAGAUCAUACGUUAAACCAAGAUGCUACAAACAAUAUGAAAUCCGUGAAAAAAAGUGACAGGCUACGCCACCCAAAAUUUACAUCCAAAAUACAAAAAGUUAAAGGUAAAUCACGAAGUAUUAAAAAAUCUUAUUUUCAACGAUUAGAAAACAGUAUUAAAAAGGAUGUAAUGUUCUGUUAUUCAUGCCAGUUGUUCUGCCAGAAAAAAUUUAACUAUGGAAGAGAGUCACUUAGAGCACAAGGAAUUUCCCAUUGGAAAAAAACUCUGGAAAAAUUCAGAAAGCAUGAAAAAAGUGAAAUGCAUUUGAAGUCAUUGCAGUUUUGGAGAGAAUACCAAUUUUGUGAUGAAGCUGUUAAUGACAGUUUAUCUAGUCAUUCAAAGCAGAUUGAAGGAAAUAAAAAGUACCUAAAGCUUAUAAUUGAAAAUAUUUUAUUUCUUGGAAAGCAAUGUUUAUUCUUAAGAGGAAAUGACCAGUCUAUUUCAUCUGUGAAUAAAGGCAACUUUUUAGAAUUGUUAGAAAUCCGAGCAAAGGAUAAAGGAGAAGAAAUAUUUCAACUUAUGAAUUCACAAGUUGACUUCUACAAUAGUACACAGAUUCAAAAUGAUAUUAUUGAAAUAAUAAAGACUGAAAUAUUGCAAGAUAUUGUAAAUGAGAUCAAUGUCUCCUCAGCUUUUUCAGUAAUAUGUGAUGAGACAACUGAUGGUGCCACUAAAGGACAGUUCUCAGUUUGUGUAAGAUACCCGCAGAAAACAUCAAAGGCUGUAUUAAUUAAAGAAAGAUUUUUGGGUUUCAUAGAUGUUGAAGAGAUGACUGGGACCAACUUACACAGGAAUAUCAAAGCUUACCUGCAGCAGAUUGGAGUUGAUUUGAGUAAACUACGAGGCCAGGCCUAUGAUAGCACCAGUAAUUGGAAGGGAAAAUUUAAAAAAAUUGCAGCAGAAUUUAAGAAGGAAGAGCCAAGAGCUUUAUACCUGCAUUGUUACACACAUUGUUUGGAUUUAGCAGUGAUUAGGUUUUGUAAAGAAGUAAAAGAGCUCCGAAGUGCUCUAAAUACUCUCAGUUCUUUGUUCAACACUAUUCAUGGGGAAAUGUCAGUAAAUUUUCAAAACAUUUAUAAGCUGAGUCAAAGCAAAACAUGCAAGAAACACACAUCACAACCAUGUUGGACAGUCCGUGAUAAUACAUUACUCUCUGUGAUUGAGGGUCUUCCAGAAAUCAUUGAAACGCUAGAAGUUCUAUCAAACCAUUCCUCAAACACAAGUUUAGCUGAUGAAUUGAGUGAUUUGUUGGCAUUGGUUUCUAAAUUUGAAUUUAUCUUUUGUUUGAAAUUUCUUUAUCGAAUACUAAGUGUUAUAGGAAUUCUUUCCAAAGAGUUUCAAAGUGAAACAAUAGACAUUUUUUCUUUGUCUUCAAAAAUAGAAGCAAUUUUGGAGUGUUUAUCAUCUGAAAGAAAUGAUACUUAUUUCAAAACUAUCUGGGAUGGAGCAGAGGAAAUAUGUCAAAAAAUAACCUGUAAAGGUUUUGAAGUUGAAAGACCUUCAUUUCAAAAGAGAAGAAAAAUUCAGAAAACUAUAGAUCCUGGCAAUUCAGACAGUAUGUUUUUUCCUACCUCCACAGAAGAACAAUACAAAGUUAAUAUUUAUUACCAAGGCUUGGAUACUGUAUUGCAAAAUUUAAAAUUGUGUUUUUUAGAGUUUGAUUAUUGUAAAAUGAAGCAAAUUUCAGAACUGUUACUUAAAUGGAAUGAACCCUUAAAUGAAGCAACAGCCAAAGAGGUCCAAGAAUUUUAUAAAUUUGAUGCAGACAUCAUCCCAGAACUUAGAUUUUAUCGGCACUAUGCAAAGCUCAACUUUGUCCUGGAAUAUGAUUUUAUCAACUUCAGCAAUCUUGGCCAUUUAUUUAUUCAGCAUGGUCUUCACAAUAAUAUUCCUUGCAUAUCAAAGCUAUUAUAUGUUGCUUUGUCUUGGCCAGUUACUUCAGCAAGUGUUGAAAACUCAUUUUCUACACUGUCGCGUCUUAAAACAUAUUUAUGUCGUACCAAGGGACAAGAAAAGCUUAGUGGCUUAGCCCUAAUGGCUGUUGAGCAGGAAUUGGUAGAUAAACUGAUGGAACCUGAAAGGCUCAAUGGAAUUGUGGAAAAGUUUAUCCUUCAGGUGAAAGAAAUAUAGUACUUGCUAGCUU
This is a messenger RNA of Capra hircus (goat), 4496 nucleotides long. RefSeq names its product zinc finger MYM-type containing 1 (gene ZMYM1). The transcript is spliced from 7 exons. Lineage: Eukaryota; Metazoa; Chordata; Mammalia; Artiodactyla; Bovidae. Gene Ontology annotation, molecular function: protein dimerization activity; zinc ion binding. The coding region runs from base 1415 to 4483 and encodes 1022 amino acids. The record is from RefSeq and is a predicted model, not a curated record.